Messenger RNA from Nothobranchius furzeri (turquoise killifish), 1388 nucleotides. RefSeq names its product leukotriene B4 receptor 1-like. Gene Ontology annotation, biological process: calcium-mediated signaling; cell chemotaxis; G protein-coupled receptor signaling pathway. Gene Ontology annotation, cellular component: membrane; external side of plasma membrane. Gene Ontology annotation, molecular function: C-C chemokine receptor activity; C-C chemokine binding. The record is from RefSeq and is a predicted model, not a curated record. NCBI's taxonomy places the organism in Eukaryota, Metazoa, Chordata, Actinopteri, Cyprinodontiformes, Nothobranchiidae.
AGCAAGACGCACGAUGGAUCUGCUUAAUUCCACUGAGGGAACUUCAAACUUCUCAUCCUUUUCAGGACUUCAAACCCAUCCGGACGGGUCCUCCAACGUUCUGGUCCCUGUCGUGGUUUUGUCCCUCUGCUUCAUUACUGGAGUUCCUGGAAACAUCGCUGCAAUUGUUCUCAGGCCAAACUGGCAGCGUAUGUCUGGCCUGAGCCAGAGUUUACUGUUGAAUCUGGCCGUCUCUGACCUCCUUGGUUUGCUGACCAUUCCUAUGUGGAUUCAUGCUUUACUCUACGGCUGGCCGUCCGGCCUGGCGUCCUGUAAAGUUUUGGUGUAUUUUGGAUACAGCAGUGUUUAUGGCAGCAUGCUGACUGUAACCGGACUUAGCGUUCAGCGCUACCUGAUGGUCGUGCACCAGCAGAAAUAUCAACAGGUACGACCAAGACUAGUGUUGCUUCUGCUCUGGCUGGUUGCAUUGAUCCUGUCCAUUCCUAAUUUGGUGUUUCAGCAGCUGGUACCGGAUCAGCAGCGGGUAGACUGCCGAGCUCAGUAUGCUUCUGAUGCCCAGUGGUCGGCCAUGCUGAUGUCAGAGACGGUAACAUUAUUUGCUUCAUUUAGUAUUGUUGCAUUUUCAUACAUCCGCCUGAAGAGGAUGGUCACCCAGGCGACCUUUUUCAACAAUCCACAGACUUCCAAACUGAUUUCCAGCAUCAUUGUGAGCUUUUUUGUUUUGUGGACUCCGUAUCACGUGACAGCUGUGCUGGGUGUGGCAGCCAUAAGCCUCAAAAAUGAAAGGAUGUUAAAAUUGUACAAGUACACAUGGGACAUUGUUGCAGCAGUGACAUUUUUCAACAAAUGCCUGAAUCCAUUCCUCUACACCUUUACCUCUCAUCAUUAUUUAACCUUUUGCCACAAAAGGAAACCAAUUCAGCAGAAACGAAGAAUUCUCCAAACUCCGGACGACACCCCGACUGUAGGGUUGUAAUUUGUAAAGGAAUGAUAUGUUUUUUAAUAUUGUACUUGCAGCUUGUCUCUAAUAUUAUUAAUGAUUUAUAAACAUUUCUUUCUGUAUUAGCUUUUACAAAGAUCAUAGAAAAAUUGCAAACAUGCAACAUGAAUUCUAUAUUAUUAUUUAUUUGUCAGAUAAUUUUAUUUCAUUUUUGUGUGUCAUGCAGACACUUUCAGCUUGUUUGGCUUGUUUUAAACCUCGAACAUUACUUUUGUUUCUGAUUGUUCUUUUUUAAGAGUCUUCAACUAUCCCCAAACAACCCAACUGGUUACCAGCAUCAUUGUGGAUUCCUAGUCCGCCCUGCCAGACUCCUCUGUCUAAUUCUGCACAGAGAAAGAAUCAAACAGAGGAGGAGUCUGGCCAGGCUAGUAGAUUCCAUAUUUUACUA